Messenger RNA from Symbiodinium natans, 1065 nucleotides. The record is from the annotation of a GenBank genome assembly. NCBI's taxonomy places the organism in Eukaryota, Dinophyceae, Suessiales, Symbiodiniaceae.
AUGAAGGCCAGUCCCUUUCUCAGCAAAGCCCGGCAGGCCAUCGUUGAAGAGGCCAAGCUGGUGACAGACGACGUGCGAGACAUUGCUGGGGGUGUCCGCGAGGGCAUGCAGCUCACAAAGCAGGAUCUGCAGACGCAAACGAAGAACUGGCGGAGCGCCUUCGGAGCUCGAUGGCGCAGCUUCGCGCAGGAAAAGGAGGAAAGCAAAGGCGAUCCUCCAGAUGCGACCAAAAAGGAGACGGACGGCGCAGGGGAAGCUUCUGCAAGUGGCUUUCAGGCCGUCCGGCAGAACAUCGCGCUGACAGCAGACGUAUCCAAAGAUAUGUGGAGGGAUGUGCAGGAACUGAGGCAGGAGGUCAUGAGCGAAGUUCGGCACAGCGUCCAGGAUCUUCGGCAAGUCAGCAAGCAGGUUUUCCGUGGCAACUUGGAGGAGAAGGACGCAACGCCCGCAGAGACGGGCGAGGCAGGCGAAGAAGCUACGGACAUGAAGGACGGCAGGCGCGGCCAGGGCGGCCUGGACAAGGUGAAGACAGCCGUCUUCCGAAAAGCCGGAGACCUGCGAGAGGGGCUGAGGACCCGAUUGCAGGAGGAUCCGAAAGAAGAGGUAUUCUGGACACUACCAUCCACCAGGGCCAACUAUGCGGAGCUCUCCUCGGCGCCAAGUUCCAACGAAGCAGUCAACCGUGUUCGAUCUUUAGGUGGUAAGCUGAAAGGAAGCCUAGCGCGGAAAAGCCGUGAAGUGUCUUCGGGCGUUGCGAGCAUAGCGCAGGGUGUCCGUCAAAAAGGGCAGUCCUGGAAGGAAGCUGUCGGCACAGGUCUUCCGCCGCCGCAGAAGAGCGACUCGGGCAGCGUGGACGAUGCUAAUCUAGGCGAUUCUAUCUUUGCCAUUGGCUCCGAUGAAGAAGACGCCUGGUCAGAUGCCGAAGGCCUCUCGGAGCACUCGGAUGCCAACUCCUCCGAGACUCCUUCGACACGUUCCAUGUCGGCCAUGGCUGCUGCAGGCAUCUCCGAGGCCGGAUCUGUCGACGCUACCGAAGGCCCCGAGGCCGAGCCCAAGGAGAAGUAG